This is a messenger RNA of Synchiropus splendidus (mandarinfish), 7520 nucleotides long. It is a transcript of the gene fstl4, whose product is annotated as follistatin-like 4. Gene Ontology annotation, molecular function: protein binding. Gene Ontology annotation, biological process: cell differentiation; regulation of BMP signaling pathway; multicellular organism development. NCBI's taxonomy places the organism in Eukaryota, Metazoa, Chordata, Actinopteri, Syngnathiformes, Callionymidae. The record is from RefSeq and is a predicted model, not a curated record. The transcript has 16 exons. Bases 182 to 2716 code for a protein of 844 amino acids.
GCGGAGCCGAGAGCAGAGCAGCCGGAGGAUGGAGAGUCGGGACGAGCUGCUGAGCACAGAACCAGCCGUACUCUUCUUCUGAAGCCCUGCCUCCGAGCGCUGGACCUAGAGGACGCACUUUGGACUCGGGUCUCGUAUUUGCCGCGUGUAUUUCGCCUCGGACUACUUCAGGUCGAAGGUCAUGGGCAGCCUGGGUGUUUGGGCUGUGGCUGUGGUCGCUCUCAUGAGCACCUCCGGACGCUGGCUGGUGGACGGUCACAAGAGCAGCAGGCGAGGGAACGGAGACUCAGCAGGGACGAUGCGCACCUCGUCCGAGGAGCGUCACUCCACGGAGAAGGGGAAAGCUGACUGGAGCAUCGAUCACUCACAAUCCGACCCAGACGGAGGAGCGUGUCGGAAGACCUACUGCGGACGAGGUCGGCAGUGUGUGCUGAUGGCAGCCAGCGGGCGCGCCGAGUGUAUUUGUCAGGAGAAGUGCCGGCCAUCCUUCGUUCCCGUGUGCGGAUCGGAUGGACGGUUCUACGAGAACCACUGCGAGGUUUACAGAACCGCUUGCUUGGAGAGGAGGCGGAUCUAUGUGGUGCACAGCAAGGACUGCUUCUUCAAAGGAAAUGCCUGCACCAUGUCAGAGUACAACCGCCUGAAGAACCUGCUUCUGGAUAUGAAACCGAGAGUGGACCGCGAGGGGGAGCAGAGCAAGCAGAGGGACAUGGAGGAGAAGAGGGCGCUGGUGGACACCAUGUUCAAGUACCUGGAUGUGAACCUGGAUGGACGGCUGGUCAGCGAGGAGCUGGAAAAGAUAUCGAUGAAGGAACAUUUGGAGGAGAGUCUGCUGGAGUGCACCAUGCAGGACCUGCUGCGUUACGACGACUACAACAACGACGGACACCUCACCCUUCACGAGUUCUACACGGCCUUCCAGGUGGUCCAGCUGAGCCUGGCGGAAGACCAGCGGAUCAGCAUCUCCACGGUGACGGUGGGCCUCAGUGCGGUUCUCACCUGUGCCAUCCAGGGGACCCUGCGGCCGCCCAUCAUCUGGAAAAGAAACGGGAUCAUACUGAACUUUCUGGACCUCGAGGACAUUAAUGACUUUGGAGACGACGGCUCCUUGUACAUCACCAAGGUGACGACCAUCCACAUGGGGAACUACAGUUGCCAUGCUUACGGCUACGAAGAUCUAUACCAGACGCACGUGCUGCAAGUGAACGUCCCUCCGGUGAUCCUGGUCUACCCAGAGACUCAGGCCCAGGAGCCCGGCGUGUCUGCCAGCCUGCACUGUCACGCCGACGGCAUCCCCAACCCCAAGCUCCUCUGGCUGAAGAACGGCAUGGAUCUGCAGCCGCACUCCUCCAAGCAGAUUUCUUUUUUAGCGAAUGGCAGCGAGCUCUUCAUCGGCAGCGUGAGGUAUGAGGACACAGGAGCGUACACGUGCAUCGCCAAGAACGAAGUUGGAGUGGACGAAGACAUCUCGUCCUUGUUUGUGGAAGACUCGGCCAAGAAAACAUUGGCAAACAUUCUGUGGCGAGAAGAAGGUCUGAGCGUGGGGAACAUGUUCUAUGUCUUCUCUGAUGAAGGCAUCACUGUCCUCCAGCCUGGCGAGUGUGAGAUUCGGAGACACAUCAAACGGACGGAGAGGAUCGUCGCCACAUAUGAGGAGAUGUGCCCCAAAGGUGAGGGGGUGUCGCCGCAGCGCUGCGUGUGGUCCUCCGCCGUCAACAUCAGAGACAAGUACAUCUACGUGACUCAGCCUCUCCAGAGCCGACUGCUGGUGGUGGAUAUUCAGGCGCAGCGGGUGGUGCAGGCGGUGACGACCGACCCGUUUCCGGUGAAGAUGCUCUACGACAAGUCACAUGACCAAGUGUGGGUUCUGACUUGGGGCGACAUGAACAGAUCGCAUCCGACACUGCAGGUGAUUCCUCAGGCCAGUGUGGGAGAGGUCCACCACACCGUCCGCACGACCUUCCAGAGAGUCAGCGACUUCUUCAUCCCUCCGACCAACCUCAUCAUCACUCACGUCAGGUUUGCUUUCGUCUUCCUCAAAAACGAGCCUGCGAUCCACAAGAUUGACCUGGAGACCUUCCAGCGAGUCAAGACAAUCAGCCUGAAGAACUCCAGCUGCGUGCCGGUCAGCAUGGCGUACACGCACCUCAGCGGCUUCUACUUCGUUCAGUGUCAGAGCAAGAGCCACCUGGAGGCCCAACCGCAGUUGCUCAUCGACAGUGUGACGGACACCGUGAUCGGGCAGAACCUCAACGUUACAGGACGGGCUUUCGUGUCGCCCAACGGCCGCUACGUUGUCACCCCCGACCCCCGGAGCUCAAAGCUGGUAGUACAGACAGUGUCCUUCCAGGGGGAGCUGGGUUUGAACCAGGAGCUGGACAACCCUGUAGCAGUGGCCGAUCUGGUUUUCCAGCGCUCCUUCACAGAGUCCAACCAGCACGUGGUGGUGGCCACGUCGGGCUCAGGCACGGACCUGCUCUUUGCCGACUUGUCCUCGGGUCACGCUGAGGUUCUCCGGAGCCUAAAGGAGCCGCUUCACAGCUGGCCCUGGAGCGGCCCCAACAGAGUGGUGGUCUCCAGCGGCAUGUUCGGACAGUACCUGGUCACGCCGUCAGCCGAGUCCCUCUUCAUCCUCAACGGCCAGCAGAGAACGCCGCACUGCGAGGUGUCAGACAUCAAGCGGGGGAACACAAUUGUCUGGGUGGGCGAAGUAUGAGUAAGUAACCGUGUGCACCGUUAGAACAGGACAAUAUCAGGCCCAAGUAAUUAUCUAAAGAUUCAUGUGAAGUAAAAGUUGUGGACUCAACCCUGGAACUGAGCGAGCGCGAGAUCCCCGACUGGGUCCAAUGUAAGAAAACACUUCAAAAUAGAAUAACCAAGAAAACAAAAGACACCCUGUUGUGAUAUGUCCCUUGGGAGAAAGUGUCAAUGGCGUCCAGUGCAACCGUGAUCGACCUGCACUUCCAGAAUUAUUGCACUUCCUUCCACGUGUAUCACAGCAACAAUGGGUUACGAACAAACGACGAACUAUGCACAAUGCUCACUUUUUUUAGAGUCAAAAGCUUUCUGAUUUUGGUUUUCCUCUCAACGUUUGUCACCAGUGCUGCAUAUAAUCACCACCGAUGUCCGUCCGUCCGUCCUGUUCCCCUUUUAGUGUCCGUGCGUGUCCCCAGUAUAAACAGCUGUAUCCUCCUGCUGAAAGCUUUCGUUCGACCCCGGAGUUACGCACAUGAGCAGCACCCAUUUACACCGUCUAUCCAAAGAGCCCGAUUGGUCCAUUCCACAUCGACCACUGCAGAUACAAACCUGUGAUCUCUGGCAGCGCCGCACUCCACCUCCUGUUGUCGUCCGUACCGCUACGCUAAUUCCCAGUCUGGUUCACGCAGUUCUAAAGGGAUCCACGUCACUGACCGGCUGUGAGCAUUUGUCCCCAAACAUUAUAGAUAUAUAUCAGUGUUUAAAGCUAAAUUAAAAUGCUUUACUUCUCGUAAAUAUUUUUUUACUUCUUAUGUUGCCGUUAAUGAUGACUGAUUUCUUUGACACCACAAGUCAAACUGAAGGCCCGCGGGCCACAUUCAGCCCGCCGAGCCGUUUCCUGUGGUCCGUGUGCACGUGGACAUCAUCGCCAAAACAAUAAGUUCAAAAUUACAGUUGGUGUUCAGCAAGCAAACGUGUAUUAGCAUGUGGUAGCGAUGAGACAGUGCCCUGAUUUUCGGAGGACACCAGAUGGCACUGUCUGCUGUAAAACGUUUGUACUAGACCAUCUACAGGUAAUUUGAUGAAACCUCACAUCAAAGGACAUUUAACUUAAUCAUUCCUAAACCAAGAGCGCCAUCUUGAAGAUGCCUCAUCUACCCAUCACUAGCAGCUGGUAUAGCACUUAACUCCCUGUUAGCGACUGCUAGCUAUAGCCUUUUGAAUGCAAUACUUGGUCUGUCUUUAAAACUGAGGUCUAAAGUUUUCACUAUCACACGCUGUUAGACUUGUCUUUGUCUCUUUGUAGAGUGAAUGAAGACUUAUCUACGAAAAGUUUUUGCGUACUGAAAUGAGGGCAAAUUCAUAGCACACUCUUGAACUAAAACAGAAAAUAUCAGGAAAACACAAGGGUUUGUGUUUUUUAAGAUGCAACACAGCAUGUGCGCUUCAGUAAGCCCUUUUUAUGCACUUAAAUUUCAUAUUUUUGUUUUUAUCAUUUGGCUCCUCCCAGUGCAUGGCAGCCAUUACUGUUGAGUUUUUUUUAAAUCCAGUUUUUCAGAAGAGUCGAGGGCCUUCAACCUCCGAUUCUUACAGGUCAAUUGAAUUUACGCCUGACUCUGAUUCAUCCCUGUAACACCGGGUGUCCGGAUCCUUCCCAUUCUAGCAGCAUAGAAGUCGCACUCCUCCGUAUCUGAAACACUCUUCUAUUGAUAGUCAGACAUCUAUUGGAAUUUUGAAGCGACAUUUGGUUACCAUUUGUAACCGCUAACCGGAGAAUUCACCAGCAGUUAAAGGCUCAGUCGCACUCAAUAGCUCAUUCAAACUGAGAGCAUCAGAAAAUAUCUUCAUAUACGCGUGAAAUAUGGCAUCACCCUGGAGCUUCAUGAGAAGAAUUCAUUUCUUAAAACUUUAUGACUUGACUUGAGGUCAAAAUAAAAAUAAAUAUAUAGUCUGUGUGGUCUGGUUCUGAGGUGAAACCACAGAUUCAUCCAUGAGAGACUCAUUGCUGCUUUAUUUAUCUGGUGUCGGACAGCUACACAAGACAAGGGGACACUCUGGACAGGACUCCAGUCCAUCACCUCACAACUGUGUUUCACCCUUGACAAACAUUCACACGAUCUGCUGCAACUGUAAAAAUACACACCAGCAAACAGCAGAUUUUUAUUUUCAUUCAGACAUAUUUGGAGCGUUUGUUUCAUUGAAUGUUUGCUAGUAUUUUGUCUGUAUCUCGACAUCUAACUGCAACCUGUCGGGGGAAAGUUAAAGGUUGUUCAAACUGCUUAAGUUAUGAUUUAUUGGGAAUGAAACGCAUUCAAUAUAAAGAAAAAUAAUGCGAUUGUUUACUUUUAACUUGCUUCUCAAAUUUCUCAAAACAUGCCUUUUCCAUUUCGCAGUUCAUCCUGUCUCAUAAAAGUAACCUGUAACUGAACCAAUAUUUCUAUUUUAAUAAGCAAAAAGACUUGCUUAUUAAAACAUUGAAAUAAAGGUCAGCUGAAUGUGGAGAAAAGGAUCAGGAACCGCUUCAAACGCUCACAGCCUCUCAGACUUGGCAGUUGAAAGAAAUAAUCACCGCCCAUUUUCCUCGAAAUAAGAUGUCAAACGGCAAAAAAAAAAUCCAAGAAAUGUUGCGAACAUCCAGCUGGAGCAGAGUCAGGCGACUAAACCUGCUUAUGUGUGUACGUUUGUUUUCCCAGAAGCCAACAGAAGCCCAAAUUAAAUAUUAAUCAUCUUCUUGUAAUGCGUAGUUGUGCCUGUGACUCCCAGAUGUGAAGCAGUGUGUAGGCUAGAAACUGAGCUAUAAAAGAAGCAGCGAGAGACAAGCACUUUUUCUGUUUUCCUGGUUUUCAUUUCGCCUCCUGAAAACCACCAGGGUCUGAUUUAUCAGGGAGCGAUGGCGGCGAGGUUCGAUCCAGCGACUAUGUUUACAUGGACAGCAAGGUUUAGGCCCCAUUAACUGCUAACAUAUGACAUUUGAAGAUUUAAAUAAUCGUCUUUUCACUCAAAAAAAUAAUUUCAUUUUAUUUAGUGAAGGCACGUUUUAAUGUCCUCCAGACGAAGUUACUCUUUGAGAGUCAGAGUAAAUCCUGAGCUGACAUUUGUAUUUCCUUUGAGUCAGAUGAGUGAAAAAAAAAAAAAAUUUCUUUUUAUUUCAGGGUCAAAAAAACCCCAAAACUAUUACAAAUACAGUGGCACCUCGGUUCUCGACCACAAUCCGUUCCAGACAGCCGUUCGAGAAGCGAUUUGUUGGAAAUCUGAAUGGAUUUUUCCCUUUAGAAAUAAUGCGUUCCAGGCCUUAAAAUAGUCUUUUGUAGGAGUGAAUGUCGAGUGUCUGCUGCAGGUGGCUGUUCCUCUAUGUGUGUGGCCGCUGCAUGUGGGAGGGGUUGCCGAGUGAGUGAGGUCUCUCCAGAAGUGAAGAGGUGCCCGGUGCGUGUCCAGCUCUGAAUGUGCGCUUCUGUGCAGUUUGGCUGUGACAAAGUCAUAAACCAAGUCAGGCUCUGUCCCAGACUGGCCUCAUCCCUGUCCCAGCUCCAGCCCACAACAGGACAUCAAACCCUGGAGUGAGCGCUCCAGCACCUCCCCUGUGACACUCUACCACGGUCCAGUGUGGAGACAGGAAAGGUUUUACACCUCAAUAUGAAGAAAAAACAGUCAGUAAAUGUAGCUAACGGGACACGUCUGCAUACAGAGGCUGCGUUAUACACAAUAACAAAGCGCGUCGUGGGUCAGCUGAUCGGUCCGCACACGUUAUGUUUUUCUGGCGUUUUUGGGGGCGUUCAAGUUCUGGAUUUUCGUUCAAAAUCCGAAGCAAAAAAAUAUCAAAAUUUUUGUUCGAACUGCGAUUUGUUCAAAUUUCGGGACGUUCGAAAACCGAGGUACCACUGUAUAAUGGACUUUUAAAGGGCCCAUACAUUAAUUGAUUUUCUUUUUUUUCCUCAGGUAAUGGCUGAAUUAAUACAUACUAUUUUUUGGGGACAAUAGUGAGGCAAAUUAAUUAUAUUGUAUGUAUAUGCCACAUUUUUUUUACUUAUUUACCGCAAUAAAAUAAAAUAAAAAAGCUAGCAUAAAUGAAGGAAAAAAAACUUGACAUAUUAAUCCAUAUUUUAAUACAGUAAAAGAUCUUACACCAUUCAAAUCAUUAAAUACAAAAACAGAAUUUUGUUUUAUUGGCAACAAGUUGUAAUUUUAAAAAAUAAUUUUAUAUAAAUCAAAAGAGCUUCACAGCUGUUAUUAAUGAAGCGAAUGAUACAUAUUAUGGAUUAACAUGUUUUGUGUAUGUAACUUAUGUUUGGCCCAGACAAAAGAGAAAAAUAAAAAUAAUAGUCAUUGCUGUCCGUGUUGACAUACUCUUCCAGGAGUCAGGUUCCCUUCCUAGAUUUACUCUGCAUUGGCUCUUCAGGACUGGAACAGAACACUUGUGUGUAGUAAGGAAAGAAGUGAAGGAAGGAAGGAAGCGGUCGCCACUCAAACACACACACACGUGCGAGCGCACUUCGUCCAAACGUCGCCCGUCAACAGCUGCUCCGACUGGAUCCAGCAGAUCGACGUCACGGUUAGAUUCGGGAGUCGCACCAACGCUUGCUGAUGUACCUACGAGCUCAUACACUUUGUUGGAGUCUGCCUUCUGUGUCACAUGACCUUCAAGCCUUUCAAGUCACGGGGCUACAGAGCCGAAGCGCUUGGUGUGAUAGAUAGGAAACCACUGUUGUAGAUACCAUCCUCCAUGUUUAGGACACGUCGGCUGAAACGACUGUACAGUUUUCUUUAUGCAUUUUCUGUGUUCUGGUUUAUGAAGAAGUUGUUUUGUAAGAAAAAUAAAUAAAUAA